Drosophila obscura is the source of this 838-nucleotide messenger RNA. RefSeq names its product protein matrimony. The record is from RefSeq and is a predicted model, not a curated record. Lineage: Eukaryota; Metazoa; Arthropoda; Insecta; Diptera; Drosophilidae. Gene Ontology annotation, molecular function: protein binding. The coding region runs from base 88 to 705 and encodes 205 amino acids. The transcript has a single exon.
GGGCACCGCCAUUGCUAUUUUAUCAGCGUGUUCUUGCCGUAUCAUUGUCCAAGUGUAAUUGUCAUUUAAAUUCAAUUGUGAAACAAAAUGGAGGAAUGCCGCACACCCACGCACAAGUCCAAAUUUAACUUCAAUCUCACUCCCACGAUGCGGUGGAACCACCUGAAUGUGAACACCUCGAAUGUGCGUUGCUCCACGCCAAUCACCGGCGCCUUCCGAUCGCCCAACAUGUCGCCCAUACAGAGUAUGCGCGCCCUGAUGAGUCCCGCAAAGACCAUGUUGGCCAAGACCUUCAAGAAGCCGCCGAUGAAGAAAUAUAUGCACCACUUGCACCGCACGGAGGUCGUAGCUCCAGUCGUCUUAAUAUCAAAGAGGCCGGAGGAAGGCCCCGGCCCAGAGGGGGAGCAGAAGAGCAACAGCAGCUCGGACACCUUCUCAGACGACUCAAAUAUUGACGCGUCGCUGUGCCGCGAGUCGCGUCGUCGCUCCGUGAUGGCCUCUAAUCACUCGUACGUGUUCAAUCAUGGAUCCAAUGUGGAGCAGGUCCUCGUGCAUGUUGGCCUGGAGAAAUAUGUGGAUAAUUUCGAGAGGGCUCACAUCGAUUUGGUCGAGCUCGCCUCCAUGGAGAGGGAUGAUUUAAAAAACAUUGGCCUGUCCAACGAUGAGGAUUGUAAUCGCAUUUUGGAUGUUCUAAAAACCCUCUAAGGGAUCGCCCUAAGGUCGGAUCGCUGGCGCAUCCAAAUCUCCAACCUAAGCUUAAGAUUUUAAUAUGUGUUUUAUGUACUCCCCCAAACAAAAAAUCAAAUAAAUCUGUAUUCAAACAUUCAGAGAAUGGAAA